Molecule: messenger RNA, 3210 nt
Organism: Naegleria lovaniensis
Lineage: Eukaryota; Heterolobosea; Eutetramitea; Acrasida; Naegleriidae
Exons: 3
Coding region: 1-3210 (1069 amino acids)
Molecular function (GO): guanyl-nucleotide exchange factor activity
Source: RefSeq, a predicted model, not a curated record
AUGCCACUUCCGCCCAUCAAACCACUCGUAUCCACCCAAACCAAUAAUAACAAUAAUAACAAUACUUCACCAACAACAAGUUCCAACCCAUCUUCUUCUCCAACUCCUUCUCAUCUCAACACUCCUGUCACAUCAUCCACAACUACUACUUUAAACAAUAACACAACAACAAACAUCAUGAACACUCCCUCGAGAAGUCCAAUCUCCAUUCCACCCGUUCCUCCUCCUCGAUCCAAACCACAAUCCACUCCUUCGAAUAUUCUCAAUAAUGGAUAUCGAAGAUUUAUCAUGAUGGAAGAAGAUGAUGAUCAAACUUCAUCAUCAAGUACAAAUACAACAACAAGUUCUUCCAGUAGUAGUGGAGGAGGAGGUCUUCUCUUGUCAAUGAAUAUUCAAACGCAAACUCUUGGAUCAUCAUCCAAUUUGAAUCAUCAAGAAAUGUCAGGACAUUUGAGUGCCAAUUUGGAAACGAUGCAAGAUUUAACUGAAGAUGACGAAGAAGAGAUGAUUAGUGUACUCGAUGAUGAUGAGUGUACUCUUGAUUCACAAGGUAGUUUGGAUAUGCAAGAAUUUACUUAUUUGGAAACUGGUAAAUUCGGAUCAGUCUCUGAGAGAAAGAGAUCAAAUUGUGAUUUGGAUAGUGUUGGUGAGAAUGUGUCGUCUUCCACUCCAGGAAGUGAAUCAUCGACUCCAAGAACUUGUCUUCCAAAAUUAAAUUUACAAACAACCAAGUCAAAAGAACAAUGUGUGGAAUGGUUAGCAAAAUCUCUUCCACAAUUAUUGAACAGAUAUCGAUUUAUUAAUUAUGUGAAAAGAGACCCAUCUCUCAAGAAGGCAAGAAAGAGACAAGAGUUGAUCAAAGAGACGGUUGACACUGAGAGAACCUAUGUACAGAAUAUGAAAUCAUUUCUUAACUUGUAUUAUCAACCACUUGUAGAAAACAGAGAUCAUGGAAAAGAUGUUUUAAAGACACAAUCUGACAUUCAAGUAUUGUUUAGUAAUAUUAAUCAAAUUCACACCAUCAAUCAAACGUUAUUGACAGAUUUGGAAAAUGCCAAUCCAGAAGUUAAAAUGAAAGAAGUGCUUGAUCCAACACAACCACUUGCAUCACCAUCCUCAGCUCCAGAGGCUGAAUCGAAUAUUACUGUCACAUCUCCAACACAACCACCAGCGAACAGUGUGGAAACUCCUCCUCCAUCCAUCACGUCACCUCGUGGAUUUGUGAUUAAGAGAAAGGACGAUCCAUUUGCUGUGAAAAACACAAAUACUUUGAAAUCCUAUCGAAUUUAUGAGAAUAUUGGAAAACCAUUCGAACAUUUGGUUCCAUUUUUGAAGACUUAUACGACUUAUAUUAAUAACCAUGAUCGAGCAACAGAGUUAUUUGAGAAUUUAAAGAAGAAGAAGAAGUUUAAAGAGUUUUUGUCAGAGUGUUAUCAAAUGCAAAAAGGCAUCAAGUCAGACUUUUGCAGUUUUCUAAUUUUGCCCAUUCAAAGAAUUCCUCGUUACAAAAUGUUACUCAGUGAAAUACUUUGUAACACUCCAGAGGAUCACGUAGAGUAUUUAUCACUUCAGAAUGCUGUGAAAGAAAUUGAAAAGAUUGCCUCUUACAUCAAUGAACAAAAGAGAAACUUUGAUAAUGUGAGAUACAUGUACGAAGUUUAUGGAAUGAUUGAUUCCAUUUAUCCUGGAUUUGUUCAACCCAAUAGAAAGUUCCUUAGAAAAGGUUCUCUUAACGUUCGUUAUAGACAAGUGAAAUGGCAACAACGAAAUUCAGUUUCUCUCUCUCCAGGCACAGUAGGUCCUUUCGAGAGUGGCAACAAGACCACCACAAGUACCACUCCUCCUCAAAGAGCUCUUCCAAGUGUUCCUCCUUCUCGUUCUCUUCCAAAAGUUCCACCUUCGAAAAGUCUUGACAACGCUUCUCAAAAUUCACCAUAUUCCAUGCUUGCACAAGUGACAGGAGGUCAAAAAAUUGCUCCUAAAAAUCUCUACACAGAAGGUCGAUUUACCAUUUACUUGUUUACAGACAUGUUAGUUCUCAUUGAAGAAAAGAAUGAAGAUGACAGUUCAAACAACUCGGGAUUGAAUCAAUUGUUGAGAAAGGCAACAUUUAGAGGAAGAUCCAAUGCAUCUCCAAAUAAUUCCAAUAACAGUUCGACAAACUCGAAUAGUACUGGAUCCAAUAGCAGUGGUGAUUCGAACAAGUCCAAAUAUCAUCAAUUGAAUCUUGUGCUUGGAAAGAAUCUUCAUUUUAUAUUUUUCUAUUUUGUUGAUUUGGAUGCAUUUCAUGGAAGUAUUGGUGUGAGUGGUGGAUUGAAACAAAAUUCUUCAUCUUCGACUCCUGUUCCACCUCCAAAGAGAGUGCUUUACGAUUUGGACGAGUGUGACAUUCCUAUUCGAGGAAUUUGUAAAGGAACUCAAUUUGAAUACAUUCUUUCCACAAGUACGAGUGGAGAACAGAAGGAAUGGAAAGAAAUUCUCACGAAUUGUCUCACUGAGGUGUGUAAUGUGAAAAAUUAUGUGAAGAGAGGACUCGUGUUGGAACAGCCAGCUGAUUUAUACAAACUCGGUAAAGAGAGAGCUGUCAUGCAAAGUCAAGCAAGUGACAAUCUCAAAUUCCAUCAACAAAUGGAACAGGAACAAAUGCUUUUACAAGUAAGAACAGCUCAAAUGGCAAACGAAAUUCAAGAGAAGAAGGAACUUUUAGCAAAAUUGCAACAAGAAAUUGCAGAUUUACAAGAAGAAAAACAAGAGAAAGAAAAGCGUUUGGAGUUCAUUAAGGAAGACAAGGUCCAAGUGCGUGAUCGAUUGAAUGCACUUUGGCAAGAAUUGGAACAAAAAGACAAGUCAGCACUCAAAUUAUUACAUGACGAGAAGGAAGCGUUUAAACAUAUUUUCGGUGUGGAGUAUGGACAGAAAUUGACUCUAACCAAUGCUGCUUCAACCACCUCCAAAGAUAACAAUGAAUUAUUGCAACAGCUCUUAAAGUCGAAGGAAAAGAUGGACAAGGAACAAAAGGGUGACAAGAAUGACAAAAACAAGUCUAACAACACUGCUGCUAAUAGUGCUUUAGAAAAGAAGUCGUCAUUCUUGAAGAGUCUCAUUGGUGACAAGACUCAAGCACGUAAGGUGACCAUUAAGCACACCCAGUUUAUUGAUAAUCAAAUUAAGGCAGCUCAGCAACAAGCUCAACAACAAAAUCAGCAAUAA